ACUGUGUGUCGGAGGGGCUAGCCGCUUUAGCAUCAACCAUGCACGACAUAAGAAGCUGAUUUGAAGCUCCAAAAGGAAAAAGCCAAUAAAAACAGGGCAGUGUUUUAACAAGGGAGAGGUGGAUAAGGAAACAGGCUUUAUUAUCUUAUUCCUUAAACCUGUCUCUAUGAUUUCGUGGUUUCGUUCGUUGUAUGUGUGGGGUUUGGAACAAAACUAGGGCAAUACUUGGAAUUGUCGUAAACUAAGUUCUUCCACUGUAACAUUGUAAACUGUAACAUGAGCUCCUAUUUCGUGAACCCUCUCUUUUCCAAGUGCAAAGGCAGUGAAACGUUGGAACCAACUUACGACUGCAGGUUCCCUCAAGGCGUCACCCGGAGACACACGCUGGUGUACGGUGCGGGAGCGGCGGCGACGGGAUUUCAGCACCCGCCCCAUCACAUCCAAGCCUUCUUUCACCAUAGGACGCCGGCGAUCUCCACACCAGGCUACCAGCAGAAUCAAUGCGCCUUGGCUUGUCAUGGAGAUGGCACUACAUUGUAUGGAUACGAAGCCCUUCCAAAACAAACGCUUUAUGGUACCCAACAAGAGGCAAGCGUGGCGCUAUACCCAUACUGUAAAUCGUCGAAUGGCACUAACCUCGGAGAAGGACAAGGCCACCUAAAUCAAAACCAGUCUCCUAGUCUCAUGUUUCCCUGGAUGAGACCGCACGCCCCCGGAAGACGGAGUGGCCGACAGACCUACAGUCGAUACCAAACACUGGAGUUGGAGAAGGAAUUUCUAUUCAACCCUUACCUCACCCGUAAACGUCGGAUCGAGGUGUCUCACGCUUUAGGGCUGACGGAGCGGCAGGUGAAGAUUUGGUUCCAAAACCGACGGAUGAAGUGGAAAAAGGAGAACAUCAAGGACCAAUUUCCGUGUCAAAGAGUAGAGACAGAGAACGAGGGUAAUGGUGAUGGUGAGGGAGAGGGCGAUGAUGAAGGCAAUGAUGAUGGUGAAGGAGAAGAGGGAGACAAAAAGGAAACGGGAGUGGAAGAGGAGGCGAAAGAGUGAUUUGUAUUGCUCUUUCUUUUUAUGGUUAUAUGGCUUAAAAGUUGAAAGAUGGUCCCUGGAGAAGGAGAUCACAUUUUAUCACAACCGUUUUACUGAGUCAACAAGAUGAGAGAAAAAUAACUGUUCUGGAUUACAGCAAAUGGCUCUCUCUAUGAGGAUAAUAACUACUAAUAAUGUUUAUGCAGUCUCCAAACGCUGCAAAGGUUCUCAUAACAUAAAGACCUGAAGCACUUGCAAAUCAUAUUGUUACGCAUAUGUCCAUAUCACAGAAUGCACAAGAGGAUAGGAUGGCUGGAAAUGUUUAAAUGUUCCAUCAAUGUUGUCAUUCGAGGAGAAGGGUUCAUUAUUAAUACAAAUUCUUUGUACUUUUUAUUCCUCGAGUAUUUUUUAUGUGGAUUUGUGUGUGUGUAUUGGGAUGAUCGGAGUUUUAUUUUAUUCAUAACUGCCAAUUCCAAAGGUGGGGGAAAAGGGUGGCAGUUGGCCCAGUGGUUAAGAUCGUUCGGCCAGUAAGGGAUAUUUCAUGUUGGUUGUUGUUGGUUGUUGUGUCUCAAAUUUCAAUCUAUACGCCUAUUAUUUUCACAAAUAUAGGCCUAUUAUUGUGUAUUGUAAUGUAGUCUAUAUUUUGUAAACAUUGUGAGCGCUGUCUGUUCUUUUGAUCGCAAAUGGGGAGUCCCGGGCCUAUUCAAUCCAAUAUUGGGUUGGGGCGGCAGGGUAGCCUAGUGGUUAGAGCGUUGGACUAGUAAAGGUUGCAAGUUCGAAUCCCCGAGCUGACCAGGUACAAAUCUGUCGUUCUGCCCCAGAACUGGCAGUUUACCCAGUGUUCCUAGGCCGUCGUUGAAAAAUAAGAAUUUGUUCUUAACUGACUCGCCUAGUAAAAUAAAAAUAUCAAAUAAAACAAAUCGGUAAUUCGACAUAUGUAGAAUAUUUCUUGAUUCUUGACCUAAUUCUGGAAAAUGUAAGAUUCUAGAAGGCAGCAAUAAGUUAUUUUUAUGUGAUUAUUAGCCUAUAUUCGUUUUAAUAGACCGGGAACUCUUUACUACCUAAGUAGAUCUAGAUGCACUUAGAGGUGAUGUUAAAAUCUACCAAGAAAACGGUUUUGACAUUAGCAAUGUUGAUCUAUACAUUCUCACUGAAGGGACAAGCCAGUGCAAUGAUAGGCCUAUAACACAUUAUAUUGCACGAUACUUAUGGUGCUACUUGUGGCGGUACAGUAGGACUUAUAUUGAUCUUCCUUAACAAAUGUCUCUGCGCCAUACUACCUAGUCAGCUUAAGAACGGUGUAACGAGAAUUGGUGUCCCAACAACUUAAACUGCCUUAAGUAAUGCACAUUUAUUUAACCAAUAUGUUAUAAUUGAUCAAAGAAUUGUACUUCAGCGUUUAAAUAUCAUUAGCCUACAAUAUUGUGCUGAUGCAAUAGACUCAUUUUUAAUUGCACUGAAUAUGACCUAUGCAUGUCUUCGUAUUUCUUGUUGUAUAAAUCAGCUUGAUUUCUUAUGUUUAAAGUUAAAGGAGGGUAUGUUGGUUGCGAGUGCACACACACUUGAUUGGCAUGAACAUGUUCAAAUAAAUGGAAAAAAUCUGAA
Molecule: messenger RNA, 2634 nt
Organism: Oncorhynchus masou masou (cherry salmon)
Lineage: Eukaryota; Metazoa; Chordata; Actinopteri; Salmoniformes; Salmonidae
Product: homeobox protein Hox-C8a-like
Exons: 2
Coding region: 277-1050 (257 amino acids)
Biological process (GO): regulation of transcription by RNA polymerase II
Cellular component (GO): nucleus
Molecular function (GO): RNA polymerase II transcription regulatory region sequence-specific DNA binding; DNA-binding transcription factor activity, RNA polymerase II-specific
Source: RefSeq, a predicted model, not a curated record